Astyanax mexicanus (Mexican tetra) is the source of this 19908-nucleotide messenger RNA. It is a transcript of the gene neb, whose product is annotated as nebulin. The record is from RefSeq and is a predicted model, not a curated record. Gene Ontology annotation, biological process: cardiac muscle thin filament assembly. Gene Ontology annotation, molecular function: actin filament binding. Bases 233 to 19252 code for a protein of 6339 amino acids. The transcript is spliced from 140 exons. Gene Ontology annotation, cellular component: Z disc. Lineage: Eukaryota; Metazoa; Chordata; Actinopteri; Characiformes; Acestrorhamphidae.
GGAGUGCUACUGCAGCUGUGAGCUGUCGCCCAGCGUUUCUCGGGAGGGAAGAGUUGGGGAGGCUCUGGCAGCUUGGGAAACGCUAUAACUUUAAAGUCACUGAUUUGCAGGAGGACGCUAAGUGGAAUACCAGUUUGGGAUCCUAGUACAUGGAAAGUAAGCCCCUUAUAUUCUGUAAGGGCACUCGGAAUACUACAAGAACCGUCUUGGUCAGACCCACUAAAAGUGUUCUAUGAUGGACGCUGACGAGUUUGAGGAUGAGUAUGAGGAAGAAGAGUUUUAUGAGGAGGGUUCGACGGUCAUCACUACCACCACCACCACCUCCUCCUUCAGCUCACAGCAAAAAAAGGUCAAUGAGCCCGGACCUGGGGGACUUCCUGCCCGCAGGGUUAGGAAGAAGGUUAAGGUGGACACGUCCAAAUUCAUGACCCCUUAUCUGGCACACAGUCAGAAGAUGCUCGACCAGUACAGUCAUAACAAAUACAGGGAGGCGUAUGAGAAGGCCAAGGGACAGCCUUAUAACAUUUCUGCCGACACACCUGAGAUGAUUCGCAUCAAGAAAGCCCAGGAGCAGCUCAGUGAGGUGAAAUAUCGUAUGGAGGGGCUAAAGGCUAAGACCACCAGUCUUUACGAUGGUGAAGCUCGUGAGGUUGCACAUGUGAAGCAUGUCUCUGAUCUUGUCAGCAAAGUUCUGUACAGACAGAAGUGGGAUGAGACUAAGGACAAGUAUCUACUGCCUCCUGAUGCCCCUGAGUUGGUUUUGGCUGUGAAGAAUGCUGCUAAUUACAGCAAGAAACUAUACACAGAGGCAUGGGAUGAGGACAAGGUCAUGUACUACCCAUACAGUGACAGCCCAGAGCUCCGCAGAGUGGCCAAGGCCCAGGAAGUCCUCAGUGAUGUCAAGUACAAGAAGGGUCAUGAUGAACGCAAAGCAAAGUACACAUCCCUGGCUGAUCCUCCAGAAGUGGAGAUGGCCAAGAAAAACUUUGCUAUUCGUAGCAAUCUGAAAUAUCACGAGGAUUAUAACAAGAACGUGAAGGGCAAGUGGUGUGAAACCCCGUACUUCGACGUUGCUGUUGGCAGAAUGGUCAUGGAAAAUAUAAGUGAAAAAAAAUAUACUUCUGCUUAUGAAGACAUGAAAGACCAAAUUUAUUUCAUGCAAACAGACACGCCGACCUACGCUUCAAACAAAAAGGCUCGUCAACACGCAAGCACGGUCCAGUACAAGAAGAGCUAUGAACAAACAAAAGCAUCGUCAGACUACAACGUUCUCCCUGCGACAGACAACCCCCUCCUGAGACAACUAAGAUACGCUGGCACCAUCUUGAGCGAUAAAGUCUACAAAGCAAACUAUGAAAAAUCAAGAGGAUCCAGCAUUAAUUACUGUGACACCCCCAAGUUCAAGAUGGACAACAUUCUCAAAAAGUUUAGUGAUGUGCACUACAAAGAGAAGUAUGAAAAUGAGGUCAAGGGUCACUAUGUUGGCAGUUAUGAAGAUGUGUUCACGGUUCACUGCCAGAAGAUUGAGGAGUUAAAGAGUGACAAAUUGUAUAAAGCUGAUUACGACGAUAUGAAGUCUAGAUGCUACUUUCCUCAAACAAUCACUCCUGAAUACGAAGCAGUUAAAAAAGUGGGACAGUGUAAAGAUAAAUUAUAUCGGCAACAUCCGGACACAGUGAAGUUUACACAAGUUACAGACUCACCUGUCCAAGUACAGGCCGCUAUCAACGCCAAACAACUAAGUGAUCUGAACUACAAGGCAAAGUAUGAACAAGAGAAGUUCAAAUGUUACCUGCCUCCUGACUAUCCAUUCUUCAUUCAGUCUCGAGUUAACGCUUAUAACCUAAGUGAUACCUGUUACAAGUUUGAAUGGGAAAAGACAAAAGCGAAAAAGUUUGAGGUGAAGGGAGACGCUAUCGCCAUCCUUGCAGCUCGCGCCCACACCAACAUCGCCAGUGAUGUGAAAUAUAAGAAGGACUAUGAAAAGACCAAAGGACACAUGGUUGGCGCUCUCAGUAUUAAAGACGACCCAAAGAUUAUGCACUCAGUUCAUGUUGCAAAGAUUCAGAGUGAGCGUGAGUAUAAGAAAGACUAUGAAAAACUGAAGACCAAGUACCAUGCCCCACUGGAUAUGAUGCUUGUUACAUUAGCAAAGAAGUCUCAGGCUAUUGCCAGCAUGAGAGGCUACAAAAACAUCCCCAACCGCUACAUGCUACCAUACGACAGCUUGGCACUGGACCUGGCAAAGAGAGCCAACAUCCUCCAGAGCGAUAAUGAAUAUAAAUCAGAAUACAACAGCUACACUAAAGGAUCUCCUUGGGUGCCUUAUGGAUCAAUGGACGUUGAGAAUGCCAAGAAAGCUGGACAGAUCCUGAGCGAGAAAAAGUACAGGCAGGCCCCAGACACAGUGCCAUUCACUGCUAUUGAUGACCACCCCAUCCAGCUGCAGGCUAAGGUCAACCAGCUCAUCAGAAGUGAUCUGCAUUACAAGAAAGGACUUGAGGAAAUCCAUCAAAAAUACUCUCUGCCUCCUGAUGUCCCAGGAUUCAUCCAGGCCAAGUGCAAUGCCUACAACAUCAGCAACAAAUAUUACAAAGUUGGAUGGGAGGACAUUAUUGCAAAGGGUUAUGAUUUGAAACCCGAUGCUAUCCCCAUUCGCGCAGCCAAGGCAGCAAGACAUGCAGCCAGUGAUGUCCAAUACAAGAAAGAGUAUAUUAAGGCGAGAGGCCACCACGUCGGCUUCCGUAGUCUUCAGGACGACCCACUGCUGGUGCACUACAUGCAGGUUGCUAAAAUCCAGAGCGACAAGAACUACAAGAAGGACUAUCACAAGGCUAAACUGAAGUACCACACCCCUGUGGACAUGCUGAGUGUUGCGCAGGCUAAGCACGCAUCUGCAGUCCAGACCUUUGCUGGAUACAAGCAGCCUCUCCAUCACUACACUCUUCUGCCUGACGCCAUGAACCUGCAGCUGGCCCGUACCAUGAAUGACCUCUCUAGUGACUACAACUACAAAUCAGACUAUGAAGGCUCUGUGAAAGGCAUAGGCUGGGUGCCCAUUGGCUCACUGGAUGUGGAGAAAGCUAAGACUGCUGCCCGUGCUCUUGAUGAGAAGAAGUAUAGGCAGCACCCAGAUACCAUCAAGUUCACCAGCGUCUCAGACACCCCAGUUAUGGAGCAGGCGAAACUCAACGCACAGCAGCUAAGUGAUAGACUGUACAAAGCCAGUGGAGAAAAAUUCAUGCACACCUACCAUCUGCCUGCUGACACACCAGAGCUCCUGCAAGCCAAAUUCAAUUCAGUUAAUGUCAGCAAGACCUACUACACAUACGCACACAAGCAGGAUCUUCUGAAAGGACACCAGAUGAAGCAGGAUGCAAUUCCAAUCCUUGCUGCCAAGUCUUCAAGAGAUAUUGCCAGUGAUUUCAAGUAUAAGCUGGCAUACCAGAAGGCUAGAGGCCACCACGUUGGCUUCCGUAAUAUUAAGGACGAUCCGCUGCUGGUGCACUACAUGCAGGUGGCCAAAAUGCAGAGCGACAAGAACUACAAGAAGGACUAUCACAAGGCUAAGCUGAAGUACCACACCCCUGUAGACAUGCUGAGUGUUGUUCAGGCCAAGCAUGCAUCUACAGUUCAGACAUUUGCAGGCUACAAAAAACCCCUCCAUCACUACACUCUGCUUCCUGAUGCCAUGCACAUUGAUCUUGCUCGCACAAUGAUGGAAAUUCAGAGUGAUAAUGCCUACAAGUCAGAAUAUAACAACGUCUACAAGGGAGCAGGCUGGGUUCCUAUUGGUUCUAUUGAUGUUGAGAAAGCCAAGAUGGCCAAAGCCGCUCUUGAUGAGAAGUCCUACAGGGUCCACCCCAGCACUUUGAAGUUCACCAGUCUGACAGACCAGAUGAACAUGGUCUUAGCCAUGAAUAAUUCUAAGCAGACCAAUCCUGCUGCUUAUAAAGCUUCUGGAGAGAAGUUCAUGCACACCUACCACUUACCAGCAGACAGCCCACAGUUCCUGCAGGCCAAGUUUAAUGCCCAGACUGUUAGUGAGUCACACUACAAAUCCCAGUGGAUUGCCGACAUUGCCAAAGGAUAUGACAUGAAAGCUGAUGCUAUUCCUAUUAUUGCUGCCAAACAAGGAAGACACAUUGCUAGUAAUUUCCAAUACAAGAAAGAUUAUGAGAAGGCUAGAGGCCACCAUGUCGGCUUCCGCAGCAUUCAGGACGACCCACUGCUGGUGCACUACAUGCAAGUGGCAAAGCUGCAGAGCGACAAGAACUACAAGAAGGACUAUCACAAGGCUAAGCUGCAGUAUCACACCCCUGUGGACAUGCUGAGUGUUGUACAGGCCAAGCAUGCAUCUGCAGUUCAGACAUUUGCAGGGUACAAAAAAACCCUCCAUCACUACACCCUGCUUCCUGAUGCCAUGCAGCUGGAGUUAGCUCGCAAUAUGAAUUCUUCUUCUAGUGAUGUUGAGUACAAGAGUGAUUACAAUGCCUCUAUGAAAGGAAUGGGAUGGGUUCCCAUCGGUUCAUUGUCAGUGGAGACGGCAAAGGUUGGAGGUCAGAUUCUGAGUGAGCACAGAUACCGCUCUCAUCCCUCCAAAUACAAAUUCCACAAGCAUAUGGACUCCAUGGACCUGGCCCUCGCCACAGCCAACAACCAGAUCAUGAACAAGCAAUCAUAUACUGCAGCCUGGAACAAGGACAAACUCAAAGUUCAUGUGAUGCCUGACAUCCCUGAAAUUGUCCUUGCCAAGGCCAAUGCAUUGAAUAUGAGCCAGAAACUCUACAAAGCUGGCCUUGAGGAAAUGAGCAGGAAGGGUUAUAACCUCAAAGGUGAUGCUAUUGCAAUUGUGGCUGCCAAAUCUGGAAGACAUAUUGCUAGUAACUUCCAAUAUAAGAAAGAAUAUGAGAAGGCUAGAGGCCACCACGUCGGCUUCCGUAAUAUUAAGGACGAUCCACUGCUGGUGCACUACAUGGAGGUGGCCAAAAUACAGAGUGAUAGGAAUUACAAGAAGGACUAUCACAAGGCUAAACUGAAGUACCACACCCCUGUGGACAUGCUGAGUGUUGUACAGGCCAAGCAUGCAUCUGCAGUUCAGACAUUUGCAGGGUACAAAAAACCCCUCCAUCACUACACCCUGCUCCCUGAUGCCAUGCAGCUGGAGUUGGCUCGCAAUAUGAAUGCUGCCUCUAGUGAUGUUGAGUACAAGAGUGAUUACAAUGCCUCUAUGAAAGGAAUGGGAUGGGUUCCCAUCGGCUCACUCUCAGUGGAGACCGCAAAGGUUGGAGGUCAGAUUCUGAGUGAGCACAGAUACCGCUCUCAUCCCUCCAAAUACAAAUUCCACAAGCAUAUGGACUCCAUGGACCUGGCCCUCGCCACAGCCAACAACCAGAUCAUGAACAAGCAAGCAUAUACAGCUGCUUGGAACAAGGACAAACUCAAUAUCCACGUUAUGCCUGACAGUCCAGAGAUUAUUCUGGCAAAGGCCAAUGCCAUCACAAUGAGUCAGAAAGCCUACAAAGCUGGAAUGGAAGCUGCUAAAAAGAAGGGUUAUGACCUCAAAGCUGAUGCCAUUUCUGUAAUCGCUGCCAAAACUUCAACACGCAUUGCCAGCGAUUACAAGUAUAAACUGGAGUAUGUGAAGGCUAGAGGCCACCACGUCGGCUUCCGCAGCAUUAAGGACGAUCCUUUGCUGGUGCACUACAUGGAGGUGGCAAAGAUGCAAAGUGACAAGAACUACAAGAAGGACUAUCACAAGGCUAAGCUGAAGUACCACACCCCUGUAGACAUGCUGAGUGUUGUACAGGCCAAGCAUGCAUCUGCAGUACAGACCUAUGCUGGCUACAGGCAGCACGUUAGUCACUACAAAGUUCUGCCUGAUGCAAUGAACCUGGAACUGGCUCGCAACAUGCAGAUGAUUGCCAGUGAUAACAUCUAUAAGAGUGAGUACAAUAGCUACAUAAAAGGAGUGGGCUGGGUUCCUAUUGGUUCACUGGACGUGGAAAAGGCAAAGACAGCCAGUCGUAUAGGCAGUGAAAAACUCUACCGUACACAUCCUAGCAACUAUAAAUUCACCAAAAAUAUGGAUUCCAUGGACCUGGUUCUAGCUGCAGCCAAUAAUCAGAUCAAUAACAAGAAAGCAUAUUUCCAAGCUUGGGACAACGACAAGACCACAAUCCAUAUCAUGCCAGAUGCAAUGGAUGUGGCUCUUGCAAGACAGAAUAAGGUCAUCUACAGCGAGAAACAAUACAAACUUGCCAAUGAACUGUCGAAGAAGAAAGGAUAUGACCUACGCAAUGAUGCCAUUUCUGUUAAAGCUGCUAAAGCUUCCCGAGAUAUUGCCAGUGAUUACAAGUACAAAGCUGGAUAUCGUAAGCAAGUUGGUCACCACAUUGGAGCCAGAUGCAUCCAGGAUGACCCACUUCUCAUGCUGGCCUUGAACUCGGCUAAGAUUGCCAGUGAUGCUCUGUACAAGAAGGACUUCAACAAAUCCAAGACCAAGUUCCAUCUCCCAGUAGACAUGCUGGCAUUUGAGCUGGCAAAGAAGAAUCAGAUCCAGGUCAAUGAUGCCAUCUACAGAACCUACCUGCACAACUGGACCUGCCUGCCAGACUCCAACGAUGUCGUCCAGGCCAGACAGGCCUAUGACCUUCAGAGUGAUGCUGUGUAUAAGGCUGACCUGAAAUGGCUGCAAGGUCUGGGAUGGGUUCCCAUUGGUUCAAUUGAUGUAGAGAAAGUGAAGAAGGCUGGAGAGGCCCUCAGUGAAAAACGUUAUCGUCAGCACCCAAGCAACUUCAAGUUCACCAGCACAACUCAAGAUAUGGGAAUGGUCUUGGCUAAAGCCAAUGCUGAUAUCAUGAACAAGAAAACUUAUGUCCAAGCUUGGGACAAUGAUAAGACCAAGAUCCAUAUGAUGCCAGAUGCAAUGGACGUGGCUCUUGCUAGACAGAAUAAGGUCAUCUACAGCGAGAAACAAUACAAACUUGCCAAUGAACUGUCGAAGAAGAAAGGAUAUGACCUGCGCAAUGAUGCCAUUUCUGUUAAAGCUGCUAAAGCUUCCCGGGAUAUUGCCAGUGAUUACAAGUACAAAGCUGGAUAUCGUAAGCAAGUUGGUCACCACAUUGGAGCCCUGAGUGUCCAGGAUGACCCACUGCUCAUGCUGGCCUUGAACUCGGCUAAGAUUGCCAGUGAUGCUCUGUACAAGAAGGACUUCAACAAAUCCAAGACCAAGUUCCAUCUCCCAGUAGACAUGCUGGCAUUUGAACUGGCAAAGAAGAAUCAGAUCCAGGUCAAUGAUGCCAUCUACAGAACCUACCUGCACAACUGGACCUGCCUGCCAGACUCCAACGAUGUCGUCCAGGCCAGACAGGUCUAUGACCUCCAGAGUGAUGCUGUGUAUAAGGCUGACCUGAAAUGGCUGCAAGGUCUGGGAUGGGUUCCCAUUGGUUCGCUUGAUGUAGAGAAAGUGAAGAAGGCUGGAGAGGCCCUUAGUGAAAAACGCUAUCGUCAGCACCCAAGCAACUUCAAGUUCACCAGCACAACUCAAGAUAUGGGAUUGGUCUUGGCUAAAGCCAAUGCUGAUAUUAUGAACAAGAAAACAUAUGUCCAAGCUUGGGAGAAUGACAAGACAAAGAUCCAUGUCAUGCCUGAUGCAAUAGAGGUGGUCCAUGCAAAACAGAACAAGGUCAACUACAGUGAAAAAUUAUACAAACUUGCCAAUGAAGAGGCUAAGAAGAAGGGCUAUGAUUUGCGUGGUGAUGCUAUUUCUAUCAAAGCAGCCAAGGCUUCCAGAGACAUUGCCAGUGAUUUCAAGUACAAAGCUGGCUAUCGUAAGCAAGUUGGUCACCACAUUGGAGCCCUGAGUGUCCAGGAUGACCCACUGCUCAUGCUGGCCUUAAACUCGGCUAAGAUUGCCAGUGAUGCACUGUACAAGAAGGACUUCAACAAAUCCAAGACCAAGUUCAAUCUGCCUGUGGACAUGCUGGCAUUUGAACUGGCAAAGAAGAAUCAGAUCCAGGUCAAUGAUGCCAACUACAGAACCUACCUGCACAACUGGACCUGCCUGCCAGACUCCAACGAUGUCGUCCAGGCCAGACAGGUCUAUGACCUCCAGAGUGAUGCUGUGUAUAAGGCUGAUCUGAAAUGGCUGCAAGGUCUGGGAUGGGUUCCCAUUGGUUCAAUUGAUGUAGAGAAAGUGAAGAAGGCUGGAGAGGCCCUUAGUGAAAAACGCUAUCGUCAGCACCCAAGCACCUUUAAGUUCACCAGCACAACUCAAGAUAUGGGAAUGGUCUUGGCUAAAGCCAAUGCUGAUAUCAUGAACAAGAAAACAUAUGUCCAAGCUUGGGAGAAUGACAAGACAAAGAUCCAUGUCAUGCCUGAUGCAAUGGAGGUGGUCCAUGCAAAACAGAACAAGGUCAACUACAGUGAGAAAUUAUACAAGCUUGCCAAUGAAGAGGCUAAAAAGAAGGGCUACGAUUUGCGUGGUGAUGCUAUUUCUAUCAAAGCAGCUAAGGCUUCCAGAGACAUCGCCAGUGAUUACAAGUACAAGACUGGAUAUCGUAAGCAAGUUGGUCACCACAUUGGAGCCAGAUGCGUUCAGGAUGAUCCACUGCUCGUGCUGGCCUUGAACUCGGCUAAGAUUGCCAGUGAUGCUCUGUACAAGAAGGACUUCAACAAAUCUAAGACCAAGUUCAAUCUCCCAGUAGACAUGCUGGCAUUUGAACUGGCAAAGAAGAACCAGAUCCAAGUCAAUGAUGCCAACUACAGAACCUACCUGCACAACUGGACCUGCCUGCCAGACUCCAACGAUGUCGUCCAGGCCAGACAGGUCUAUGACCUCCAGAGUGACGCUGUGUAUAAGGCUGAUCUGAAAUGGCUGCAAGGUCUGGGGUGGGUUCCCAUUGGUUCAAUUGAUGUAGAGAAAGUGAAGAAGGCUGGUCAGGCUCUCAGUGAGAGACUUUAUCGUCAGCACCCAAGCAACUUCAAGUUCACCAGCACAACUCAAGAUAUGGGAUUGGUCUUGGCUAAAGCCAAUGCUGACAUUGGAAAUAAGAAACGUUACACUGAAAACUGGGAAAAGGAAAAGACCAAGAUUCACAUUAUGCCUGAUGCUAUGGAUAUUUUGCUAGCAAAACAGAACAAUGUUAAUUACAGUGAGAAACGCUACAAACUUGCCAAUGAAGAAGCCAAGAAAAAGGGUUAUGACCUUCGUGGUGAUGCUAUUUCUAUCAAAGCUGCCAAGUUAUCUAGAGACAUCGCCAGUGAUUACAAGUACAAAACUGGAUAUCGUAAGCAAGUUGGUCACCACAUUGGAGCCCUGAGUGUCCAGGAUGACCCACUGCUCAUGCUGGCCUUGAACUCGGCUAAGAUUGCCAGUGAUGCACUGUACAAGAAGGACUUCAACAAAUCCAAGACCAAGUUCAAUCUGCCUGUGGACAUGCUGGCAUUUGAACUGGCAAAGAAGAAUCAGAUCCAGGUCAAUGAUGCCAACUACAGAACCUACCUGCACAACUGGACCUGCCUGCCAGACUCCAACGAUGUCGUCCAGGCCAGGAAGGUGUAUGAUCUGCGCAGUGAUGCUGUGUAUAAACAAGACCUUGAGGAAUUGAAAGGCGUUGGAUGGGUGCCAAUUGGUUCAGUGGAUGUUUUAAAAGCCAAGAAAGCAGGAGAGAUCCUCAACGAUCGCCUCUACAGGCAGAAACCAGACUCUUUUAAAUUUAAACAAGAUAUGCAGUCCAUGCCCUUGGUCCUGGCAAAGGCAAAUGCUGAUAUCAUGAACCAGCGUCAGUACAUUUCCGCCUGGGAGGCUGAUAAGGUGAAGAUCCAUAUUAACCCAGAUACUCCAGAAAUCCUCCUCUCUAAGGCCAAUGCUAUUACCAACAGCCGGAAACUUUACAGGUCAGAAGUUGAGGAGGGCUUCAAGAAAGGGUAUCACCUUAAAUCUGAUGCUGUUGCCAUAAAAGCUGCCAAAGCAUCCAGGGAUAUUAUUAGUGAUUACAAGUACAAGACUGGAUACCGCAAGCAGGUUGGGCACCAUAUUGGAGCCAGAUGUGUCAAAGAUGAUCCACUGAUCAUGCUGGCCUUGAACUCGGCUAAGAUCGCCAGUGAUGCACUGUACAAGAAGGACUUCAACAAAUCCAAGACCAAGUUCAAUCUGCCUGCGGACAUGCUGAACCUUGAACUGGCCAAGAAGUGCCAGAAACAAGUCAAUGAUGCCAAUUACAGAACCUACCUGCACAACUGGACCUGCCUGCCAGACUCCAACGAUGUGGUCCAGGCCAGGAAGGUUUAUGACCUGCGCAGUGAUGCUGUGUACAAAGCUGAUAUGGAAUGGAUCAGAGGUAUGGGCUGGGUUCCUAUUGGUUCUGUGGAUGUAGAGAAGGUGAAAAAGGCUGGUGAAAUCCUGAGCGAGAGGAAAUAUCGUCAACAUCCCAGCAACUUCAAGUUUACCAGCAAAACAGACUCUGUCCCCCUGGCUCUUGCCAAGGCUAAUGCUCAGAUUAUGGACCAGAAAGCUUACAUUGAUGCCUGGAAUAAGGACAAAAUCAAUAUCCACAUCAUGCCAGAUACACCUGAGAUCGUAUUGGGCAGACAGAACAAAAUAAACAAUAGCAUUAAACAAUACCGUCAAGCCUUCAUUGAUGGUAUUAAUAAAGGUUACUUCCUGCCAAAAGAUGCGAUUGCAGUUAAAGCUGCCAAGGCCUCCCGGGACAUUAUCAGUGAUUAUAAGUACAAAGCCGGCUACAGAAAACAACAGGGCCAUCACAUUGGAGCCCGAUGUGUUGCGGAGGACCCACUGACCGUGCUGGCCUUGCACUCGGGUAAGAUUGCUAGUGAUGUCCUGUACAAGAAGGACUUCAACAAAUCCAAGACCAAGUUCAAUCUGCCUGUGGACAUGCUGAACCUUGAACUGGCCAAGAAGUGCCAGAAACAAGUCAAUGAUGCCAAUUACAGAACCUACCUGCACAACUGGACCUGCCUGCCAGACUCCAACGAUGUGGUCCAGGCCAGGAAAGUGUAUGAUCUGCGCAGUGAUGCUGUAUACAAGGCUGACCUAGAGUGGCUGCGUGGAUGUGGCUGGAUGCCACAAGGCUCCAUUGACGUUCUCAAAGUGAAGAACGCCCAGAAAAUCCUCAACGACAAACUGUACAAACAACAUCCUAGCACUGUUCCAUUCACCAGUGCAGUAGACCUGCCUGUCAUUGUUCUGGCCAAGCAGAAUGCACAUAUCCUCAGUGAUAGAAAAUACAGAGAGGCCUGGGAUAAAGACAAAACAACCAUCCACAUGAACCCAGACACACCAGCAGUUGUUCUUUCUAAGGCUAAUGCUAUUGCCGUCAGCAAUAAACUGUACACCAAAGACUGGGACUCUCAAAAAGCAAAAGCAUUCCAGAUCAAAGAGGAUGCCGUCGCUGUUUUGAAGGCUAGAGCUUCAAGAGACAUCGCUAGUGACUACAAGUACAAGGAAGGCUACCGUAAGCAAGUUGGGCACCAUAUUGGAGCCAGAUGUGUCAGAGAUGACCCACUGAUCAUGCUGGCCAUGAACUCGGCUAAGAUUGCCAGUGAUGCUCUGUACAAGAAGGACUUCAACAAAUCCAAGACCAAGUUUAAUCUGCCUGUGGACAUGCUGAACCUUGAACUGGCCAAGAAGUGCCAGAAACAAGUCAAUGAUGCCAAUUACAGAACCUACCUGCACAACUGGACCUGCCUGCCGGACUCCAACGAUGUCGUCCAAGCCAGGAAAGUGUAUGAUCUGCGCAGCGACGCCGUGUACAGAUCUGAUCUGGAAUGGCUGAGAGGAUGUGGCUGGAGCCCCCAUGACUGCGUAGACGUCAAGAAAGUCAAGCAUGCCCAGCAGGUCCUGGCUGAAAGAGGCUACCGUGUAAAACUGGAUAAACAGAAGUACACUACUCCUAUUGACAGAGUUGACAUUGUGUGUGCUAAGAAUGCUGCUACUGUGCUCGAUGAGGCAAGCUACCGUGAGGCAUGGCACCGGGAUAAGACCAAGUACUCUUUGAAGGACACCCCAAUUCUGGCAACAGCCAGAGAGGUGGCCAAGAAUACUCAUCCAAAACUCUACACCAAGGACUGGGACAAGAUAAAGGCUACCUCAUACUUCAUGCCUGGAGACGCUGUACCCAUUAAACAGUGCAUCAGCACCACUAAAGUGCAGAGUGGUCACAAGUACAAGGAAGGCUACCGUAGGCAAGUUGGUCAUCACAUUGGUGCCCGAAGCAUCCAGGAUGACCCACUUAUGAUGCUGGCUGUGAACUCUGCUAAGAUUGCCAGUGAUGCACUGUACAAGAAGGACUUCAACAAAUCCAAGACCAAGUUCAAUCUGCCUGUGGACAUGCUGGCCUUUGAACUGGCCAAGAAAUGUCAGAAGCAGGUCAAUGAUGAUAACUACAGAACUUACCUGCACAACUGGACCUGCCUGCCCGAUCAGAAUGAUGUUAUUCAAGCCCGCAAAGUCUAUGAUCUCUGCAGUGAUAAUGUCUACAAGGCAGACUUGGAAUGGAUCCGUGGCUGUGGAUGGAUAGCAGCUGAUUCUGUUGACCAUGUCAAAGUGAAGAAAGCUCAGAAGAUCCUUAAUGACAGAUUUUACAAGAAAGAUGCCACAGAAAACUUUGCCAAGUUCACCCAUGUUGUGGAUCGUCCUGAAAUUGCCUUAGCCAAGGUCAAUGCUUUCAACCUCAGCGAUCUGAAGUAUAAAGAAUCCUUCAACCUGGAGAAGGGUCACUACAUUGGUUCUGAAGAUACACCACAGCUGGCCCACAGCAGGGAGUUUGCAAAGAACAUCAGUGAGAAACUGUAUAAACUCAGCUGGGAUGAAUCAAAGGCCACUGGUUAUCAGUUGAAUCAUCAGUAUAUGCCACUUACAGUAGCCAAGAAGAGCAGAGACAUUGUCAGCGAUGUUAAGUACCACGACGCCCAUGAAAAAGCCAAGGGUCAUUACUUGGCAGGCACUCUGGUUGACUUCCCUGAUGUAGUCCACUAUGGCAAGAUUGAAAAGAUGAAGAACUUGAGAGACUACCACAAGGAUUACAAUACAACCAAGACAAAACUACACAUUCCAGCAGACAUGAUCAGCCAUGUGGUUGCCAAAAAAUGCCAAGACAUCCUGAGUGAAGUGCAGUACCGUACCUACCUGCACCAGUGGACGUGCCACCCUGACCAGGAUGAUGCUAUCCGCGCUCGCAAGGCCAACGAGAUCCUGAGCGACGUGUUCUACAAAGAUGAUCUGAACUGGAUGAAGGGCAUUGGCUGCUAUGUGUGGGACACUCCUGAAAUUGUGCGCGCCAAGAAGUCAUACGAGCUCCAGAGUGACAUCAAGUACAAGGCAGAGGGUAAGAAGGAGUUCAAUAACUACUCCAUUGUGACAGACACCCCUGUGUACGUGACUGCUAUCCUGGGCCACACCUGGGCUAGCGAGCUGAACUACAGAGAAGCUUAUCACAAAGAGAAGCACUUAUACACCACUGUUCUGGACACCUAUGACUACGCAAGAUGCUACAACCUGAAGCAGCUUUACAGCACCAAAUCAUACUCAGCUGUCUGGGACAGAAUCAAGGCCAAGAGCUAUAGCAUCCCUCACGACUCCCAUGCUUUGGUCCAUGCCAAACAGCAGAAGGUCGUCCUGAGCAACGUGAAAUACAAGGAGGAUUAUGAGAAGUUUAAGGCCCUCUACACUCUGCCUAAGUGCCUGGCUGACGACCCAGCAACUGCCAGAUGCAUCAAGGCUGGUAAACUCAACCUGGAUCGUCUGUACAGAGAUAAGUGGGAGAAGACCAAAGCCAAAAUCCACGUGCCUCCUGACAUGCUGGAUGUGGUGGCUUCCCGCAACACACAGAAAAUGAUUAGUGAAAUUGAUUACCGCAAAUACCUGCACCAGUGGAUCUGCAUGCCUGACAUGCAGGUCUAUGUGCAUGCCCGCAAGGUCAACGAGCAGCUGAGUGAUAUCUUCUACAAAGAUGACAUGAACUGGCUGAAGGGAAUUGGCUGUUAUGUUUGGGACACUCCUGAGAUUCUGCGCUGCAAGCAAGCCAUGAAGCUGCAGAGUGAGAAUCUGUACAGAACAAAAGGAGUUGAGCAUUUCAAGGACUACUCUGUUGUAAUGGAAACUCCUGUGUAUGAGACAUGUAAGCUGAGUGCCCAGAACCUGAGUGAGCUGAACUAUCGCAAUGACUACGUUACCAACGUGAGGGGUAAAAACACUGCUCCUGCUGUGACAGUGGAUACUGAAAGGGCUCGCAUGGCCAACUACAUCCAGAGUGACAACAUUUACAAAGAAGCCAACAAGAGCUUUAUGCCCACCGGCUACUCUCUUCCUCAUGACACACCACUUAUCAAACAGGCCAAGGCCACCAGCAUCAUCUGUAGCAACGUCAAGUACAAGGAAGCUUAUGAACUGAUGAAGGCCAAGAACUAUCAACUGGACCCCAAUGGUGUCAACUUUGUCACCAUCAGAAAGGCCAACAAGAUCACCAAUGAUCGUCUGUACCGUGCCAAGUAUGAGAAAGAAAAGGACAAGAUUCACUCUGUGUACGACACUCCUGAGAUCAAACAGGUUAAGGCAACCCAGGAGGCCAUCAGUGAUGUCUGCUAUAAGGAGAAGUACUACAGCAGCAGAGGAACACUGCUGCCCAUGCCCAUCACUCCACAGCUGAUGCACUGCUUCCACGUCAAUGAGCUCAACAGCGAUCUGAAAUACAAAGAGGAUCUGCAGUGGCUGAGAGGUAUUGGUUGCUUUGUCUUUAACUCCCCUGAAAUGGUCCGCAUCCGCGAAAUCAACAAAUUUAGGGCUUCCUAUGAUGUUGAGGCCAAGAAGAACUUUGCCAACUUCUCUGUGGUCCUGGACACCCCUGAGUACCAGCGUGUGUCUGAGCUGAAGACCCACAUUAGUGAUCUGGUGUACAAAGCUGACGGCAAUGUACAGAAGACCAAGUGCACCACUAGUGCAGAUGCUUUAGACUUUAAGAGAGUCAAGUGGGCCCAGACCCUCACUAACAAGUGGUUGUACACUGGCCUCGCUUCCAAAGAGAGAGCCUUCUACACCCCAGAGUCGCACACCCCCUUGCUGGACCAUGCCAGAACAAUGAAAGUGGUGUACAGUGAGAACAAGUAUAAAGAACAGUAUGAGAAGAUGAAGCACAGGUACACUGCUAUUCAUGACACACCUAUCCUGGUGCGCGCCAAAAAGGCCUACCUUAAUUCCAGUGAUCUACGCUACAAGGAGACCUUUGAGCUAGCCAAAGGACACUAUCACACUGUUAAGGAUGCCCUGGAUAUUGUUUGUGCCAAGCGUGUCAGAGAUGACAUCAGUGAGGUUAAGUACAGGGAGAAGUACAUCAACACAUUGGGCACCUGGAAGUCCAUCCCAGACCGUCCUGAGUUCUUCCACAGCAGGAUCGUGAGAGACUGCAUCAGUGAUAUCAAAUACAAAGAGGAUCUUGACUGGCUGAAGGGUAUUGGCUGCUAUGUGUGGGACACACCAGUGUUGGUACAGGCUGAGCAAAACAAAACUCUCUACAGUGAGAGACUCUACAAAGCAACAUAUGAGAAGAACAGAGGCAACUUCAAAUACACAUGUGACACACCAUUCUUUGAGGCUGUCAAGGCUGCUGCAGUCCUUGCUAAUGAUAUCAAGUAUAGAUAUAGGGCCAAGGAGAUGCUUAGGAGUGGCUGCAAAGAGUUGCUCCGCCCUGACAUUCUCAAUGCCAUGUACAACUCCAAAAUGUGGAGUAAGUGGAGGUACAAGGAGCAGUAUGAGCGUCUCAAGUCGAAGUACACACCAGUGCUGGACACCCCUGAACACCAGGUCCACAAGCGCAGCAAGCAGAUCAGCGACAUCAUCUACAAGAUGGAGUACCACAAGAACAAGGCUAGAGGCUACACUCUUGGCCAUGACACUCCUCUCAAUCAACACAUGAAGAAGGUCAAGGAGAUCACCAGCAAUCUGAAGUAUAAGGAAGUGUACGAGAAAAGUAAAGCUCAGAUCAACAUGGCUCCUGAUGCCUACGACAUCCGUGCUGCCAAAGAAGCCUACAAGAACAUCAGCAAUCUUGAUUACAAAAAGAAGUAUGAAGCUACCAAGAACAAGUGGAUUUGGACCGUGGACAGACCAGACUUUGUUCAUGCUGCGAAGGUCAACUUCCAACAGAGUGAUAUUGAGUACAAGUAUGACAAAGAGAUGCUGAAGGGCUGUGUGAUGCCUGUCGCAGAUGAUAAGUACACACUUCUGGCCAAGAAGAACUCUGAGCUUGCCAGUGAUGUUAAAUACAAACAGAAGUAUCAGGAGGCCAAGGGUCAAUACCAGGCAGUCCAGGACACACCUCAGAUUCUCCACGCUAAAUCUGUGGCUAACCUGGUUUCUGAGAGCAAAUACAAGCAAGCCAGCAAAAAGGAGCUCCAGUCUGGCUCCUUCACCACUCUACCUCAGACCCGUGAGACAGCCCACAGCAAAGAGGUGGCCAAAAUCACAAGUAGUAAACUGUACAAGGAGAAGUUUGAGAAGGAAAAGGGCAAGUCUGAGUACAACAAUAUGACUGUACCCCCUGAUAUACAGCAUGCCAUGGAAGUAGCCAAGUGCCAGAGCAACUUUGCCUACAAGCAAGAAGCAAAGGCCAAACUGCACUACACCCCUGUUGCUGACCGUCCAGACAUCAGAAAGGCUACUCAAGCAGCCAAACUUAUCAGUGAGGUGGGCUAUCGUGAGAAGGCCCGUGAGGAAGCAAGCCGCGGAGGAUCUAUGUUGUACCGUCCUGACAUCACCUUGGCCACUGAAGUGUCUAAACUGACCAGCCAGGACGAGGAUAAGCCUUCCCUCCAUGGAGCUGCCUCCUAUGAUACUCCCCAGAUGCGGCACAUUAAGAAAAUGAGUGCCCUGACUAGUGAUGUGAAAUAUAAGGAGAAGUUUGACAAAGAGUUGAAAGGAAGGAAACCCCAGUAUGACUUAAAGAACAGUAAGAUUUACCAGACCCUGAAGGACGCCAGUGAACUUGCAAGUGAGGUGAAGUACAAGGGUGACCUGAAGAAGAUCCAUAAGCCUGUGACUGACAUGGCUGAGUCUUUGUCCAUGCAGCACAGUCUGAGUACCAGCAAGCUGUCCAGUGAUUACCAGUACAAGAAGAAAUUUGAGGAGAGUAAAGGUCACUACCACAUGAUCGCCGACACACCUGAGCAGCUUCAUCACAAAGAGGCAUCAGAGCUGCAGAGUCACGUGAAGUACAAGGAGAAAUAUGAGAGAGAAAAAGGCAGGGCCAUGCUGGACUUUGAAACUCCAACAUAUGUGAGCGCCAAGGAAGCACAGCAUUUGCAGAGCCAGAAAGAGUAUAAGAGGGAUUUUGAAGAGUACACAAAAGGAAAGAACCUCUCAGGCUUGGAGGUCACCCCUGCAAUGAUACAUGUCAGACAUGCAACCAAAAUUGCUAGUGAGAAAGAGUAUAGGAGGGAUCUAGAGGAAGGGGUGAAGGGUAAAGGUCUUACAGUUCUGGAGGAAACUCCUGAACUACUGAGAGCAAGAAAUGCUACUCAGAUCCUGAAUGAGAGAGAGUAUAAGAAGGCUUUGGAGCAUGAGAUUAAGGGCAAAGGAAUGUUGGCUUUGGCCACUGAUACCCCAGACUUCGUCAGAGCAAGAAAUGCCACGGAUAUCCUCAGCCAGAUUAAGUACAAGCAGAAUGCUGAGCACGACAGGGCCACCUACACCACUGUGAUUGACACACCAGACAUCAUUCAUGCUCAGCAGAUCAGAAACAUCGUGAGCCAGAAAAAAUACAAGGAGGAUGCAGAGAAGACCAUGUCUCACUAUGUGCCAGUUCUGGACACUCCCGAGAUGCAGAGAGUCCGUGAAAACCAGAAGAACUUCAGUACUCAACUGUACCAGGUUGACCUUAAAAAGAGUAAGGGCAAAGUUACAGCAGUACAGAACACCCCUGAAAUGCUUCGUGUUAAAGAAAAUACAAAGAAUUUCAGCUCGAUUCAGUACAAGGAGGAUUUGGGAAGCGGAACUGCUAUUUCAGAAACGCCUGAAAUGGAGAGAGUUAAACGCAAUCAGGAGGCUAUUAGCACGAUCAAAUACAAGGAUGAGUUAGGUCAUGGCAUAUCUAUACCAGACCUGCCUGAGGUGAAACGUGUGCGGGAGACUCAGAAGAAGAUAAGCUCGAUUCAUUACAAGGAAGAUUUAGGAGGAGGAACUGCUGUGUCAGAAACACCAGAGAUGGAGAGAGUCAAACGCAAUCAGCAAAAUAUUAGCACGAUAAAGUACAAAGACUCACUUGGGCGAUGCACAGCCAUACCGGACCUUCCUGAAGUGAGGCGAGUCCGAGAGACUCAGAAGAACAUCAGCUCGGUUUUAUAUAAAGACACAUCUGCCAAAGGAACCCCAGUGGUAUUCACUCCUGAGAUGGAGCGGGUCAAACGGAACCAAGAACACAUUAGCUCGGUGCUGUACUCAGACAGCUUCCGUAAGCAGGUGCAGGGCAAGGCAGCGUUUGUGCUGGACACCCCUGAAUUGAGACGUGUGAGGGAGACCCAGCGCAUCAUCUCUGGGGUGCAGUACCACCAGGACUUUGAGAAGCAAAAGGGCAGUUUCACUCCCACCACCAGUGACCCUGUGACUGACCGUGUGAAGAAAACCAUGCAGGACUUGAGUGACAUCAACUACCGUGGCAUUCAGAGACGUGUAGUAGAGAUGGAGAGGAGACGCGCUGUAGAACAUGACCAGGAGACCAUCGCCGACUUGCGUGUGUGGCGCACAAACCCCGGCUCUGUGUUUGACUAUGACCCUGCUGAGGACAACAUCCAAUCAAGAAGUCUGCACCUGAUGUCAGUUCAAGCCCAGCGCCGCAGUAAGGAGCACUCUCGCUCCACCAGCGCCAUGAGCGGAGUUGGAGACGAGAAAUCUGAAGUGUCUGAGACCGUGGACCACCACCUCUCCCUCUACAGCAACGGAUUCCCCACUACCACCACCAUAGGCUACCAGCACACUAAGACCAUAGAGCUUCAGCAGAGAUCAUCUUCUGUGGCCACUCAACAGACUACUGUGUCCUCUGUGCCCUCACAUCCAUCCACCACUGGAAAAACCGUACGUGCCAUGUAUGACUACUCUGCUGCCGACAACGACGAGGUGUCAUUCAAAGAUGGAGAUGUUAUAGUGAACGUGCAGUCCAUUGAUGAGGGCUGGAUGUACGGCACUGUGCAGCGUACUGGAAAGACCGGAAUGCUACCAGCCAACUAUGUGGAAGCAAUCUAAAGACACGUGGGAAGAGCAAGGCAUUCACUGGGCUAAAACACCUCAGGCAUUUAGUCAAGAAGCUUGUUUAUGAGUAGUUAAUGUUAGAGUAGUUAUGCCGCUGUUUGUCUGUAUUAAAACAUGCAAUUUUGUUCAAGUCCGUGUCGCCCCUUCUUCAGUGGAUGUGACGCAAGAAAACCGACAGAUAUUAUACAGUACUUAAGUAUUUAUGAUCGACCAUUGUAGAGUAUUUCUUUUAUGUUCCAAACCUAGCGUAACGAGUGAGCAAAUCAAAGCCCAUUAUUUUUGUAUAUUGCUGACAAAUAUCAGAUUCAGUCGACUUUAUGGAAAAAGGCUUCCCUGGAGUUUCCAGUGUUGAAACUUAUGCACAAGAAGCGUUGGGCUUACUUUCUGUACUCAUUUUUUGUGAAGGAAAAUAACAGAGGGGUCAGACAAACAUUACAAGGAUAGUCAAACUUGCAAACAUUGAGGUGACACCAUCAAUCUCUCAGAUGUGAAAAAAGUGUACUGAAAAGUUAUAAAGAAAACAAGCCUCUUCCCUCCUUGGCUGAAGGCUGAUCACAAGUUGCAUGUGUGUUUUGUUUCCUCAGAGAUCUAGGGUUAGUUAUAUACCUUGGCUCAGUAGUUAAUAAAGCACACCACGAUUCUGCAGUAAA